Molecule: messenger RNA, 4150 nt
Organism: Neurospora tetraspora
Lineage: Eukaryota; Fungi; Ascomycota; Sordariomycetes; Sordariales; Sordariaceae
Exons: 3
Coding region: 128-3916 (1262 amino acids)
Biological process (GO): translational initiation
Cellular component (GO): cytoplasm
Molecular function (GO): translation initiation factor activity; GTPase activity; GTP binding
Source: RefSeq, a predicted model, not a curated record
GAACUGCGGGACGGAACGGAUCGCCCGUGUAAGUUACAAAAUUCCACCUUGGCUGUCGCGCCAGGCUCUUGUGCUACUUUCUCCUCUCUGGUCCUGCUGGGCAAACUAUGCCCUGUGAUAAAACAAGAUGAUGAGGGGCGGAUUGUUGCAGAAGCAGAGCACUUCCUCUGUGUGUCUGCUCUGCCGCCACAGAUGGCAGCUUCGCCAGCAACAGCAGCAACGAAUCCAUCCGAACACCCGCCGCGUAUACUCUUCGUGGGACGACAAACCUAGCUGGGGUACCCAACAACAGCCUGCGACACCAAGCGCCGGAGGAGAAGGAGGAGGAGGAGGAGGAGGAGGAUGGGGUGGUUCCUGGAAACCGGCCGCCCCUGCGACACCGGCCACCCAGACGACAUCCGGAACGGGAACCGCACAGAGUCAACCCAAGCCCGCCGACUAUGGCUUGCUUCCUCACGAAAAAGCCGCAAGAGAGCGCCUGUUACGCAUGGCCGCGGCCGCUGUCGCUCCUAAGCCCGCUCCUCAGCCGGCUCGAAAACUGGAACCAGCGCCAUUCAAACGCGCCCCGAAUGACCGUCCGCUGCGCCGGCUACCUGAAGGUCAACAGAACGAGUUUAAAGGGGCUCCGCCUCGGAAGGAACAGCAGGGACCUGUGGUGCGCAGGACGCUCAUGCGUCCGAAAGAACCAGGUCAAGGACCUACAACAGAAACGCCGGGACCCAAAACCGAGCGCGAAGCUCAAAAAAACCAGGCUCCUGUCCGUAAGGUAUUAGAGCCUUUUGGUAUAAGACGUUUCCCGGCACAGGCGCCUCCGCCUCAACAAGCUCCUAGGCAAUCAGCUUCCAGCCAAACGGCUCCUAGCGAACCAAUUCCCAGCCGACCGACACAAGACCCAACAGGUCAAAGUCAACCAACUGUCAGCAGCCUAUCGAGCCUCUCCAGCGGGGAACCAUCAAAGCCGGGCCCAACCAGCCAACCUAGUGAACAAGUCGAUGGGGCUUCGGGGCAAAGCAACUGGGAUGCUUUUACAGCCGCUAGUUUGACACCCAGUCAACCUACUGAACCAGCCGGUGGAGGAUGGGGAACAAGCAGCUGGGGAACAAGCAGCUGGGGCGCCUCUUCAACCUCCAGUCAGCCAGCCAGCCAAUCCCAGACAGAACGACUCCUUCCCCACGAGAAAGCAGCCAGGGAUCGAUUACAGCAAAGACAUGCUCAGAACCAGCCUCAGGCUCCCGCAAAGAAUCUGAGGAGCCUUGCUGAUGGUCUCUUUGCCCAUGAUAGACAGACUUCGGCCAAAGAUCUACGGAAACGCCAAGAGACGGGUUCUCUCAAGGACGACUUGCAGAACGCUGAGGAAGAGGAGCGCCGUGCGGACAAUACAGACGCAUGGGAUGACAUAUUUUCCACUCAGCCUCCUCCUCCAUCACCACCCAGAACUUCAGCUCGUGAGGUUUACCAGUCAAUUUCAUCCAAGUUUGCACCUCCACCGGACUCCAAUUCUACGCGUGAAACUGAAGGGCAAUGGGCGGGGCUCACCCGCCGUUACACCAUGGGAAACGUGGGAAACGACCGCUUGACCGAUAAUAACGAUUUUGUCAAGACUGCUCCCCUUUCUCAGGGAGAAAGACGUUCGGAGCCCGGAGAUAGUAGCAACUUUUGGAAGCAGGCUGAAGAUCGAUAUGCAACCAGACCAGCAUCUCAAGUGCAGUCCGAGGCGGCUUCCGAGGGCACUCGGGAGGCCACCGAGGCGUUCAAGAAGCAGAUGUCGGAUGAUUGGGAUUGGGCUGACGACUACGGAGGAAAGCCUAAGGAGAAGGAAGGACAGAAGCUGGAGCACCAAGAUUUCGAAAAGCCCAGGGGCAGGGAUAAUGCAAGACAGACAAGAGGCGAUAGGGUUACAUUGGAAGAGAUACCGAUUCCCUCGCGGUAUAUCAAGGAGGAAAAGAAACCCAAGAAGAAGGGAGGUAGGCGGCGCGACUACAACGAAGACGACGAUUUUGACGAUAUGGCGUACGAGUAUAAGCGUCGUGAAAGGUUGGCCAAGAAGGCUGAGAAGGAGCGGCUCCAGUAUGAGGAGACCGGCCCUAUUCCUAUUCUCCUUCCCGAGUUCAUCAGCGUUGCCAACCUUGGCAUGGCCCUUGGCGUGAAGACAGAGCUGUUCAUCUCCCAACUGGGAGAGCUCGGGUUUGAAGAUAUCGCCAAGGAUAGCAUCAUGACCGGCGAGACGGCCGCCUUGGUUGCCCAAGAGUACGGCUUCGAGCCAACAGUCGAUGCUGGUGAGGAUGAAGACUUGAGGCCACGCCCUCCUCCUGAGGACCCCUCUACCGUACCCUUACGGCCACCGGUUGUCACUAUCAUGGGGCACGUUGAUCACGGUAAGACUACUUUGCUCGAUUUCCUGCGGAAGUCUUCCAUCGCAGCCGGUGAGCACGGUGGUAUUACCCAGCACAUUGGUGCCUUCUCUGUGCAGAUGUCCUCUGGUAAGCAAAUUACCUUCCUUGACACACCCGGUCACGCUGCCUUCCUGUCCAUGAGACAGCGCGGCGCCAACGUCACCGACAUUGUCAUCCUGGUUGUCGCCGCCGACGACAGUGUCAAGCCGCAGACCAUCGAGGCCAUCAAGCAUGCCCGCUCCGCCAAGGUGCCUAUGAUCGUGGCCAUCAACAAGAUCGACAAGGACCAAGCCAACGUUGAGCGCGUCAAGUCCGACUUGGCCGCCAACGGCGUUGAGAUCGAGGACUACGGCGGCGAUGUCCAGGUUGUCUGCGUCAGCGGCAAGACCGGUCAAGGUAUGGAUGAUCUCGAGGACAACAUCCUUCUCCUGUCCGAGAUGCUCGACAUCCGCGCCGAGCCCGACGGCAUGGCCGAGGGGUGGGUUCUCGAGUCCAGUAUCAAGCCCAUCGGCCGCGUGGCCACCGUGCUUGUCAAGCGCGGCACCCUGCGUCCCGGCGACUUCAUUGUCGCUGGCCGUGUCUUCGCCAAGGUGCGCAGUCUGCGCAACGAAGCGGGUAUCGAGGUCGAAGAGGCUCCUCCCGGUACAGCCGUCGAGAUUCUCGGCUGGAAGGAGCCGCCCGAGGCGGGCGACAUGGUUCUCCAGGCGCCGAACGAAGACAAAGCCAAGAACGCGGUGCACUACCGCAUCGAGCAGAAGGAGCGUGAGGAGGCUAUGGAGCAAAUCACAGAGAUGGAGAGGCUUAAGCGUGAGCGCGAGGCCGAACGGCUCGCCGCAGAAGAAGCCGAGAAGGGCGAAGACGGUGCCGAGGCGACGGAGGAGAAGCCAGAUGGGCCCAAGAUGAUCAACUUCACCGUCAAGGGCGACGUGCACGGCUCGGUCGAGGCCGUGUGCGCGUCGAUCCUCGAGAUCGGCAGCAACGAGGUGCGGCCGCGCGUGCUGCUGUCUAGCCCGGGGCAGAUCACCGAGUCGGACGUCGAGCACGCCGCGGUGUCGGGCAGCACGAUUAUCAACUUCAACAACCCGAUCCCGGGCCACAUCAAGCGCAUGGCGGUCGAGAAUAAGGUCAAGAUCAUGGACCACAACAUCAUCUACAACCUGACCGAGGAGGUGCGCCAGGUGCUGAGCGAGAGCUUGGCCCCCACGAUCUCGUUCAAGGUGCUGGGCGAGGCCGAGGUGGCGCAGGUGUUUGCUAUUAAUAUCAAGGGACGGAAGUACAAGAAUAUUGCGGGUGUCAAGGUCAGGAACGGAAUGGUGAUGAGGAAUGGACGGGUGAGGUUGCAGAGGAAGGGAGAGGUUGUUUAUGAUGGUACCAUCAGUUCAGUCAAGCACGGCAAGAAGGAGGUUACGGAGAUGCGCAAGGGUACCGAGUGCGGUCUCGAGUUUGGUGGUGAGUUUGACGACAUCAAGGAAGGCGAUCUCAUCCAGGUUGUGGAGGAGAUUAGAGAGAGGAGGUAUCUGUAAGGGACUUAUAGUCCUCCUCUUGUAACACCAUACAUACACGAUUGUACAAAAAAGUACCGGGGAUAUAAAAAAUGGGUAUCUGUGGGGAAAAGAUGGAUGAUGGCGGAUAUAGUAUUGCAUAUAUCAGCAGCUAUUGGUGAUGGGAUAUAUAGACAUGGUAGAACCACGUAAGCAUGUGGUGCAUGGAUGAAUUAAUCAAACGUUGGAUGGCGAAUUGAGCAUGGCAGCUGGAUG